This is a messenger RNA of Carica papaya (papaya), 1149 nucleotides long. RefSeq names its product benzoate carboxyl methyltransferase-like. Gene Ontology annotation, molecular function: methyltransferase activity. The record is from RefSeq and is a predicted model, not a curated record. NCBI's taxonomy places the organism in Eukaryota, Viridiplantae, Streptophyta, Magnoliopsida, Brassicales, Caricaceae.
AUGGAUGUUGCAAGUGUUCUCUGUAUGAAUCCUCCAGGAGAUGGGAAAAGAAGCUACGCCAAUAAUUCUCUCCUCCAGAGAAUAACAAUAUCAAAAUCCAAGCCAUUUCUAGUAGAAACCACAAAAAACAUGAUAAGGUCGAUGAAGAGGAGUAGUAGCAGUGUUAAUGGCGGUUGGCCGGCUUGUUUCAGAGUUGCAGAUUUGGGUUGCUCGUCGGGACCCAAUACUCUACAGGUGAUCUCAGAGAUUAUUAACACCAUUGAUGACGAUAUCAUCUGCAACCAGCAGAAAGAUGAUCGUGAUCAUCAUGAUCCAGAAAUCCAAGUCUUCUUAAACGACCUUCCUACCAAUGAUUUCAACAGUGUUUUGAAAGAAGUUCCUGCAUUUUAUAAUCAACGUGAUAAAAACAAGCUUCGCUGUUUUGUAUCGGCUGUGGCUGGUUCCUUCUAUGGCAGACUGUUUCCCAAGGAGAGUCUUGAUUUUGUACAUUCUUCUACCAGUCUUCAUUGGCUCUCCAAGGUUCCAGAUUAUAUCAAUGAGGAAAACAAGGGAAAGAUAUACAUAGCACACUCAAGUCCUCCAAAUGUAUACAAAGCAUACAAGGAGCAAUUUGAGAAGGAUUUCUCAAAUUUCUUGAGGCUACGGUGUGAAGAAAUGAAAGCAGGAGGUUGUAUGCUUCUUAUCUUAGUUGGUAGAAGAAUUCCACAUCCCUCCGCCUCUAAAUAUUUUUCUCCCUUUUGGGACCUUCUUGCAACAUCUCUCAUGGAUUUAGUUGCCAAGGGACUUGUGAAAGAAGAUGAUAUAAACUCGUUCAACAUGCCUUGUUACACUCCAUAUAAGGAAGAAGUAAGAGAGAUAAUUGAGAAAGAAGGUUCGUUCAAUCUCGACAAACUGGAAACCCUUGAAGUGAAUUGGGAUCUCAGGGAAGCUAUAGAGAUCGGAGAAGAAAAUUUUGUAUUAAAUGAGAAUCAAAGUGGGCAAAUUAUUAGUGAUUACAUAAGAGCCAUCGCAGAAUCCAUUCUUGUUCAUCAUUUUGGAGAAGCCAUAAUUGAUAGUUUAUUUAAAACUUACUCCGAGCAUAUUACUGAAUAUCUUCACUUUCAUAAUCCAAAGCAUGUUAACAUUCUCCUUUCAAUGACAAAAAAAUAG